AUGAGGCAGCAUCCACGGUCUUCAUGCUAUGCGAGUCGGGCGGCCGCUGUUUUGCAGCUUGACCAAGGAGACUGGAUGCAUCUGAGACGAGAAGAGCUGGAAAAGAUCAUUCAGAGGCAAGACUCCGAGGAGCGGAUGAUCGAGGAGACAGCAUCCGCUCGGGCACGAAUGGAGCAGGAGGCUGGAGACAGGAAGCCGUUGGCUGGACUGGCUGCAAUCCAAAAGGCCGGCAAGAUGCUCGCGACUGUCCUGAAGAUCAAAGCUUUCCACGCCGAUGUCGGUGCAGCUCCAGGCACUCACGGAGCUGGCUGA
Molecule: messenger RNA, 312 nt
Organism: Fulvia fulva
Lineage: Eukaryota; Fungi; Ascomycota; Dothideomycetes; Mycosphaerellales; Mycosphaerellaceae
Exons: 1
Coding region: 1-312 (103 amino acids)
Source: RefSeq, a predicted model, not a curated record